Mytilus californianus (California mussel) is the source of this 676-nucleotide messenger RNA. RefSeq lists its product as uncharacterized. The coding region runs from base 71 to 676 and encodes 201 amino acids. The record is from RefSeq and is a predicted model, not a curated record. NCBI's taxonomy places the organism in Eukaryota, Metazoa, Mollusca, Bivalvia, Mytilida, Mytilidae. The transcript is spliced from 3 exons.
GAGUUCUAGCUGAAGAUUGCCUCAAAAUUACAAGGUGUAUACGCGGGACAGAUGACGAUAGAACAUAAUCAUGUCAUUUAUAGGAAAGGCGUGGCAGCAUGUGAAACAUUGGUGGAAUGGGAUAGAUGGAAAACAUGGUGUUUGUAUAGACCAAUAUCCAAAAGAAAAGGUUCUUAUCGGAAUAGGAGGAAGUACCAAAUUAUCAGCUAACGUGACGACCUCGUCUCCGGAAUCGUUCAUAAAAUGGCACAAGGUGGAAGGUAACAAAUCAAUCAACCUCCGAACAGAUUCUAUCAAAUAUUCCGGAAGUUCUUGUUCUAUGCCGAUACCAGAACUGGUUAUACACGAUGUAGACAAAGCAGACGACGGUGUUUACCAUUUAUCUGUUACUACAGUCACUGGAACUGUUACCGGGCCAAAAGUUCUUCUGAAUGUUUUUGGUGAUCCAGUUAUUUCAUUGCCGAAAGAGGAACGCAACUUUCUUCGAUACUAUCUCCUUUGUCAGACAAUAGCCACUGAAUCAGUUCGAUUGUAUUUCACGAGAAAAGUUCCGGAACCAACACUGUCAACGCAUUUGAAUACUCACAAGAGCAAUCUACAAUUUAGUUACUGGAAAUGUACGAAUGACCAGUUAACUAUCCUGUUUCCAGGUAGCUAUAAAUUUGUCAGAUUUUAA